Diaporthe batatas is the source of this 3210-nucleotide messenger RNA. RefSeq lists its product as uncharacterized. The transcript is spliced from 3 exons. Lineage: Eukaryota; Fungi; Ascomycota; Sordariomycetes; Diaporthales; Diaporthaceae. Bases 1 to 3210 code for a protein of 1069 amino acids. The record is from RefSeq and is a predicted model, not a curated record.
AUGUCGGAUAUUUGGUGGACAACAGAGAAGGGCCUCUUGCCCAACUUUGUCAACCGAGAGAGAACAAACCAGACCGAGCCUUUCUUCGUCGUCACCAACCCAGAGACUGUUGUCCUAGAGUUGAGCUAUGCCGACGUCGACAAUGCGGCCAACAGGGCCGCCUGGUUUCUAUCCAAGAAUAUGGCACAAGAUGAAGAGAAGUUCUUCUACAUGGGUCGGAUGGACUUGAGAUACUACAUUUGGGUUCUUGGAGCGAUGAAAGCUGGAAAAUGCGCUGUACUGCCCUCGCCCAGCAACACGGUCAAUGCAAACCAGAUGUUGUUUAAGGAUGUUGGCGCAAAGACAAUGUUCUUUAGCAGAGAAAGUUUCGACAUGUUGGAGGACCUGUACGCUGCGACCAAAGACGACAUGCGAUGGAUCGAAGCGCCAAUGUAUGAAGACCUCCUUAGCAAAGACAGAGUCGAGGAUUUUCCCUUCACAUAUACCUUCGAGGAGGUCAAGAACAAACCAUUCAUGGGCCUCCACACAUCCGGCACGACUGGCCACCCUAAGCCCAUCUACUGGACACAUUCCACGGUUCCCAUCUUUGCCUCCCAGAUUGACCGCAGUAUCCGACCGGCCGGCUCGACCGACGAGCUUGUGUUUGAGCAGAUUUGGUCUAGAACACGGCUCUUCAUGUCUUUCCCAUUUUACCACGCUGGCGGCAUGAUCGCGUUCCUUGCAAGUAUAGUGGUUGGGGCGAGGACAGUGAUCGUCCCCGCCCCGGGGACCCGCCUCACUUCCGAGAACGUGGCCGGCAUGCUGCAGGUCACCAACCCCGACACCGGUAUUUUCGCACCAUCGAUCCUCGAGAACAUGCUGAAAUACCCGUCGGGUAUGGACGCACUCGCCAAGAUGAAGCACGUCGCCUACGGUGGAGGUCCCAUGAACCCAACGUCGGGCAGCAAGGUCGCCGAGGCCGUGCCGCACUUGAUAAACUUCAUUGGCUCGACGGAAGCCUCUCUCUAUCACACAGACGCCUCCACUGAUAACAAGUACUGGAACGCCUUCAAGUUCAUCGAGAUGGGCCAGCGGAUGGAGGAGGUCGAGCCCGGCUUGUACGAGCUGGUGUACCCCCGGACGGAGCUGAUCGAGAAGACACACCUGAUCUUCCACAGCUAUCCGGACCUGCAGGAGUACCGGACCAAGGACCUUUUCUCGCCGGUGGAUGACAACUCAGGCUGGUGGGUUUACCGAGGACGCGCCGACAACUGGAUCGCCAUGAGCAACGGCCUGAAAUUUGACCCCAAGAGCAUGGAAGACAAGAUUGGGGCACACCCCGACAUCACGGCUGUGAUGCUCGCUGGAGAGCGGCGCUUCAGGCUAUGCCUGCUCAUCGAGCUGGAUGAGAGCUGCUACCCGGCCCAGCCCUUUGAGUCUCCCGAGGACGGGUCGAGGUGGACGCAGAAAACCCUGGCCAGGCUGUGGCCGGCUAUCGACGCGGCCAACCAUGAGGCGCCCAAGUUCGGCCGUGUGCCCAAAGAGCUCGUGCUUUUCACCAAGAAGGACAAGCCGUUCUCUCGAUCGCCGAAGGGCAGUGUCCAGAGGCGACUCACAGUCUCUUUCUACCAACAGGAGAUCGACGACCUAUACACCCAGUCCGAGCAGGGCCUCCUGACGAGCGGCCUGCCACCUCUCAAGUCAACAGCCGCUGAUGACCUGAUUCCAUUCCUCACAGAACUUUACGCGCAGACGCUGGAGCACGAGAACCUCAGACCAGACGACGAUGCCUUCUCCUUCGGCAUGGAUUCAUUCGCAGUCGCCUCCCUAUCCUCCCGGCUGAAGGCUGCCCUGAGAGCCUUCGGCACAUCCGAACAGAAGCUCGGCCGGAUUGGUCUCCGCCUGAUGUACACCGCACCCACACCCCGGAAAAUGGCGCAGAGCCUGUCAAACCUGCUUUCUGAGACGAAUGGCAUCAGCGGCGGCGAAGAUGGCGCGAGCGAGGCGGUGGAGAUGGUGGAAAAGUACGAGGCCGAGGUGAAGAAGCUCGUCGAGAGGAGGGUGCAGCAGAACGGAUUGAACGGGCACUCCAAUGGUUAUGCCCCCGGACACGUCGUCGCCGUCACCGGUACGACUGGCUCCCUGGGUAGCUACCUCCUGGCCACGCUCCUUGCCCGGCCGGACGUCAGCAAGGUGAUCUGCCUCAACCGCGCCGCCGACGCCGAGGCGCGACAGGCCAAGGCGCUGAGCUCCAGGGGCCUGCCUGCCCUGCAGCCAGCCAUCGACUCGGGGCGCGUGGUGUUCAUGAAGAUGGACGUCGCCGCGCCGAGGCUCGGUCUCACCGGCGACGAGUACGACCUCCUGCUGCGAGAGACGACCUCCAUCAUCCACAACGCCUUCCCCGUGAACUUCCUGCUGGCCGUGGCCCAGUUCGAGCCGCAGUUUUUGGGCACGCUGAGCCUGCUCGAGGUCGCCCUCGCAGGGCGGAGGCACCCGUCGUUCCUGUUCGUGUCGAGCAUCGGCGCCUCCGUGCGCAGGACGAACCCGCGCAACCCGGUCCCGGAGAUCAUCUUUGACCGCGACGAGGCCAAGGACCUCGCCCUCGAGGGCUACGGCUCGGCCAAGUUCGUCUGCGAGCGCAUGACGCACCAGUUCACCCUCUCGUGCGCCGAGGCCGGCCUGUCCUCGGCCGCCGCCGUGCUCCGCGUCGGUCAGGUGUCGGGCCCACUGGCCGGCGGCGGCGCGUGGAACAUCUGGGAGUGGCUCCCCUCCAUCGUGGCCAGCUCCAAGUUCCUCGGUGCAGCGCCUGCCACCAUCGGCCAGAAGGUCGACUGGAUCCCCGUCGACGAGCUGGCCAAGAUCACGAGCGACCUCGUCGACUCCGUCGAGGGGCACAGGCAAAGAAGCUUCACCCCUGUGUACAACGUGGUCAACCCCAAUGUCACCACCUGGGAGAAGGAGCUGCUUCCCGCGGUGGAGGCCCUCACGUCUGAGGUCGUGCCUCUCGAGGAGUGGCUGGACCGCCUCGACAAGACCAAGGACACGAGCGCUCACAUCCUUGACAAGAACCCAGGAGCGAAACUGGCGGACUUCUACAAGGGCUUCCUUUCGACUGAGGCUGCCAUGAACUUUGCAACGGAUCAACUUAUCCGAGACAGCCCCACCGCCGCUAAUCUGGGGCCUAUCACUCAGAAAAAUAUGGCUGGAUGGAUCAAGACAUGGGGUCUGUAG